Molecule: messenger RNA, 596 nt
Organism: Plasmodium gaboni
Lineage: Eukaryota; Apicomplexa; Aconoidasida; Haemosporida; Plasmodiidae
Product: stevor
Exons: 1
Source: RefSeq, a predicted model, not a curated record
CAAAUAAAAUGAGUUCUAAAAAAGAAAUAUAUAAUAACGCACAAGGAGGAAAUUCAAACAUGUCUCCUCGUCGCCUUAGAUAUUUGGAAAUACAAAGAAAUCUUUAUAAUGAUAUUGAUGGAAAACAAGAAUUAUAUUUUCGAAAACUAUCAGAUAAAUCAAAUAAUAAAAAUGAUAAACCUUAUGAAUAUCCAAAUAAGAAAAAUUUAUUCACCAGUCCAUCUUCAUUGAAUAAAAUAAAAGAUACAUAUUUAGAUAAUUUAAAAAAUGGUUGUGUCGGAAGUGCUGCUACAUGUGCAGUUUCAUCUAUAAUUACAGGAAGUUGUGGUAUUGCUGCUACUCCUCUUGCUGCUGCUCCUACUCCUCUUGCUGCUGCUGCUGCUACUCCUCUUGCUGCUGCUGCUGCUUCUUAUUCUGCUGCAGCUGCUAAAAUAGCUGCUGCUUUUGGUGCCUCUUUGGGAACUUUUAGCCCUUAUGGUAUAGCAGCUUUGGUCUUAAUUAUAAUAGCCCUUGUACUUAUAAUAUUAUAUAUAUGGUUGUAUAGAAGAAGAAAAACUUCCUGGAAACAUGAAUGCAAGAACCAUUUAUGUACAUAA